Zootermopsis nevadensis is the source of this 2338-nucleotide messenger RNA. It is a transcript of the gene Dnai2, whose product is annotated as dynein, axonemal, intermediate chain 2. NCBI's taxonomy places the organism in Eukaryota, Metazoa, Arthropoda, Insecta, Blattodea, Termopsidae. Gene Ontology annotation, cellular component: outer dynein arm. Gene Ontology annotation, biological process: outer dynein arm assembly; cilium movement. Gene Ontology annotation, molecular function: dynein heavy chain binding; dynein light chain binding. The record is from RefSeq and is a predicted model, not a curated record.
AAACAUAACCUCUCAAACAAUAUUUGCAUAUAUAAAUUCGUAGCGCUUUAAAAUGUAGACAAAUACUGUUUUCAUUGUAGAUAUUGAACAUUUCAGUUCAUUAUGGAAAUACAGUACGCUUAUACUAAGAAGAGGUCCGAGUUUGGGCGUCAGUGCCUCUUUGUUGAUGAGGGUCCCAAAUUAUUGGAAAACGUAACUCCUAACAAAGAGGAGCUUAACAAGUACAUAUUUAAGAAUCCCGUUAGUCGAAGCACGCAGUGCAGCAGCGUCCUCGCUGAACAUGAGUUAAACACGAUAAGAGCUCAAUAUGAUCAACAUGGAAUGAAUCACACUGAAGGGGGAUGGCCACGUGAAGUCAACCCAGCAGAUGAAGAACAAACAUUGAGAUUUAAGAAAAAGAUUGAAAAGGAUGAGAUGUAUAUUCAUACUGUAUUACAGCUUACACAUGCAAUGGAACACUGUAUACUACAAAACAAUGCUAUUAAUAUUUAUGAAGAAUAUUUUGAAGGUGUUGAAUCAGCUACAAUUAUGGAACGUUGCUCAGCUCGUACACUCAAUGUUUAUCGAGAUCCAAAUAAAGUGAACCAGCCUGUCACUCAUCUGUCGUGGUCUCCAGAUGGUGGAACUCGGCUUGCAGUAUCACACUGCAACUUGGAAUUCCAAAGAUCACCACGUCAUCUAUCCACUUUCUCUUAUAUAUGGGAAGUAGAUACUGCUUUACCUGCAGAGAAUCCAAAUAAGCCUCAGCUUACACUGAAGCCUGCAGUGCCAAUAGUCUGCCUAGAAUAUAACCCUAAAGAUCCAAACUGCUUAGUCAGUGGUAUGUUCAGUGGACAAGUGGCCUUCUGGGAUGUAAGAAAAAGCUCAACACCUGCGGGUAUGAGUGCUUUAGAGCCUAGUCACAGAGAUCCUGUUUACAGUGUUUUAUGGAUAAAUUCCAAGUCAGGAACUGAGUUUUUCUCUUCAUCUACUGAUGGACAGAUUAAAUGGUGGGAUACCAGGAAAUUAAAUGAACCAAAUGAAACACUAAUACUUGAUGUGGUCAAAGGAGAAGAGCAAGUUUUAAGUCGAGCCCUUGGAGCUUCAUGUCUAGAAUAUGAAGGGACAAUUCCAACACGUUUUAUGGUUGGUACAGAAAAUGGAUGUGUCAUUAGUUGCAACCGUAAAGGAAAAACUGCUGCUGAAAAAAUUGUGUCCAAGUAUACUGCACAUGUUGGGCCUGUGUAUGCCCUUCAAAGAAAUCCAUCUUUCCUUAAAAAUUUCCUGACCAUUGGAGACUGGAUGGCACGCAUUUGGUCAGAAGACUGCAAGGAAUCAUCAAUAAUGUGGACAUGCAAUCAUCAAGCUCAACUUACAGAUGGAGCAUGGAGUCCAACAAGAUCUUCCGUGUUCUUCACUACAAGAAUGGAUGGUACACUUGAUGCCUGGGAUAUUCUACAGGAGCAAAGGGAAGCUGUGAUCAGUGUAAAGGUCUGUGACUAUCAGUUGAGAAGCCUUAGGGUACAUGACCAGGGUCAAUUAGUUGCAGUUGGUAACAAUUUGGGGACUUCGUACCUUGUGGAGUUCAAUGAAAGCCUUGCUACAACACAGCGCAAUGACAAAGCUCUAUUAACUGCUAUGUUGGAACGUGAAAGUCGCCGUGAAAGAAUACUUGAAGCAAGAAAUCGAGAGAUAAGACUGCGUCAAAGAACAAAGAUGGCUGAAAGCUUACACAGAGAUAUUUCAGGCAAAGAGACAAUAAAUACACCCUCCAUAAUCUUGGAUUCUGCUGUCAAGAAUGCUGAGAAAGAUUUUUUCACUAUUAUUGAAUUGGAAUUGGCUGCAAUACAAGCUGCAGCAGAAGCACAUGAAGUAGAAGAAGAAUAUGAAAUUAAAGCUGAAGCACUAAUUUCAGACAAAACUAAAAAGAAAGAAACUAUAUUUAUGGUAGAUGAACUUAAAGGUGAAAAUUCUGAAGAUGAAUUUGAAGGUGAAGAUAUGGAUAAAGAUACAGAGGGGACAAAUGAAUCAUAGGAAACUGAAAAGUACAAGUUUGGGAUGGCCUGCAAUAGCAUAAUGCUCAUAUCAAAUUUCAUCAAAAACUAUUGUUUCUUCAGCUGAAACAUAUGGACAGAUGAACAGACAUGAUCAGCCUAAUAUUUAAUCACUUUAUGCACAAUGUACAAAGAACACAUAAAAGGUGUCAGGGUAAAGAGGUAUCUAAUUCCUAAAUAUUUCUCUGCCUAAUAUUUUGAUUCAUCACACAACCGUUCUGUGCCAUAAUACAAUAUUCCAAUACAAAAAGUACACUGUGAAUAAAAAUUGUCAUGUAAAAGGUAUAAAUAUAAUAUGAACUAAG